Molecule: messenger RNA, 2440 nt
Organism: Anopheles coluzzii
Lineage: Eukaryota; Metazoa; Arthropoda; Insecta; Diptera; Culicidae
Product: proton-coupled folate transporter-like
Exons: 4
Coding region: 562-2160 (532 amino acids)
Biological process (GO): transmembrane transport
Cellular component (GO): membrane
Molecular function (GO): transmembrane transporter activity
Source: RefSeq, a predicted model, not a curated record
CCGUUAGAGCAGGUUCAGCGUACGAGCACGUUGGUUGUACCGUGUCGCGCGCGCCCUAGACGAGAUUACUCGCGCCAUCCGCUUGCGCGCAUCAGCUGCGCAAUCACACAUUAUCAUCCGGCAUCGGUCCGGCUUGGGCUGGACCGGGUUCUUCCGGCAACAUUGUGCUCCGGAGUACGCUUGAGAAACCAAGUUUACCAACACCGAGUCAUGCCCCCCGGGCACUGAGACUGUUUCCGAUAUCGAUAACGAUCGUACACAAAGCUACCACACCGGGAGGACGUACUGCGUGACUCCGAGUGUAAACGUGUUGGGUUGUGUGUUAGCGUCUAUGUGGUUCCAAAAUACGUCACCUUUUCUUUAAUGGUGUGAGUCACAACCCCCCCACCGUCCCUAUCUGCUGUGCUGUGUGUGAAGAUAUCUAAGGUAUUAGCUGCGAUAAAACGGUGUCCACGCGUCUCCAAAGUUUACACAAACUGCGGAUUGAGGGACACGGUUCGACGGUGUGUGAGUGUGCGUAAGUGUGGAAAGGUGCAAAGGUGGAUUAGUAGUGCGACGAGCAUGAGAAGCGAUAUGCAAAGGCCACCCCGUCUAGACGAUGGUCGCAGUAGCGACGAAGACACGCCACUGUUGGCAGCACCAAGGUACAGCUCCAUGGCCGUCUCAGCAGUAGCAGAUGCCGCAGCAGCAUCAUCACCACCACCUCCCCCACCGCCAUCGGCAUCAUCCUGCUCGUCCGAUGGCGGGAAAGUGUCCACCAGCGUGACCGAUCGGCUCUGCACCUUCGAACCGAUACUGGUGCUGCUCUGCUUCGGACUCAGUGUAUCAGGGGUGGUGCUGGCCGAUCAAAUUAUCUAUCAAUCGUGCGUCGUAACGCUCGGCUAUGAUCGAGCGCUCUGCGCCCAGCUCGGCACCAGAAGCAACUCCUCCGAUGUGGCGCAGCUGGAAACGAUCGUGCAACCGUACGCGGCCAAGAUCACGAUGGUGAACACGAUCCUGAUGUCGGUGCUGCCCGCCCUGUGCGCCCUGUUCAUGGGCCCCUGGUCGGACAAGUAUGGGCGCAAGCCGGCCAUGAUUGUGCCGGCGGUCGGAUUCAUCACAACGUACGUCAUGAUCGGCAUACUGUCCCUGCUGUCCAAGCGCUUCCUGGUGGAUCCGUGGUGCUAUGUGGUUGCGCACAUACCGGCCGCUAUCCUGGGAGGUAGUACCGUACUGAUGGCAGCCAUCUUUAGCUAUCUGACCGAUACGACGAGCGAGGCGAACCGUACGGUACGGAUCGGUAUACUGCAGGCCUGCACGAUGCUCGGUGCGUUCGUGGGGCUGCUGUCGAGCAGCUUCAUCUUGCAGUGGACGAACGUACCGACCAUGUUCUUCCUAUCGGCGGGCACGGUGUCCGCCAGCUGUGCCUUUCUGUACUUCUGCCUGGAGGAUAGCAUCAAACCGGACGCGAGCAUGGUGCACCGGCAGGUCCGGGAAAUCUUCCGCCUUAGCCAUCUGGCCGAACUGCUGACCACGUUCUUCAAGAAGCGCUCCUUCUACGACCGGGGCAUCGUGUGGCUAACGAUAUCGAUCGGUAUCGUAACCGUGCUCGGCGCCGGCGGUGGGACAGUGUUUUUCCUCUACACCCGGCGCCAGUUCGGGUGGACGAUACAGGAGUUUACCAUCUGGCAGGCGGUGGAGUUGCUCUCGAUCGUGGCCGGGAACGUGAUCGGCAUAUCGGUGCUGAAAACGCUGCUCAAGCUUCCGGACAUCUGGUUGGCGCUGCUGUCCGUGCUGAACUAUGCGCUCGACGCACUCAUCAAAGGGCUGGCACGGCAGGGCUGGGAACUGUUCCUGGCGACCGGUAUCACACCGCUGAAGGCUACCGAAGGGGCGGCACUGAUGGCGAUCUGUUCGGCCAUCAUACCGUCCAGUGAAAUUGCAAAGUUUUACUCGAUAGCGAUGGCCAUGACGAACACCGUCUCGCUUGCGUCGGCUCCACUGUUCACGUACAUCUACAACUCGACGGUGGCGACGUCCCCGCAAGUGUUUAACUUUGUGUCUUCGGGAAUAUUUUCCCUCAACGUCGUGCUGGUUGGGGUGAUUGCGGUGCUGCUGCGUAAGCGAAGGAAAGCCCAGGCUGAUCCACUGUUUACGCAAGAUAGCGAAAUCUUAACGUGAGAAACCCAUGUGCCCGCAGCGUUCCUAGUCAUCGUGCUAAUAAAUAAUACCGCUACUGUACGUUGUGCUUUAGUGGUGUAGCUUGUGUAAGUAUUAAGAAAUGUUGAAUUGAGAGCGGCGCCGCUAAUGGCAUUUGGAGUGAUAAUGUGCCUUCUGAGGUUGGUUUUGUAAUUUUUAUAGUUUGUACAUUAAAGAUUGGUAUUUUUAAGCAAUUUAUAAAACAUACAGAGAGAGUGUUUAUUUUAUAAUAAAGAGGAAAACAUGUAUACACUCAACCAAA